Phodopus roborovskii (desert hamster) is the source of this 2087-nucleotide messenger RNA. It is a transcript of the gene Exosc9, whose product is annotated as exosome component 9. Bases 81 to 1397 code for a protein of 438 amino acids. The transcript is spliced from 12 exons. The record is from RefSeq and is a predicted model, not a curated record. Gene Ontology annotation, biological process: nuclear mRNA surveillance; U5 snRNA 3'-end processing; nuclear polyadenylation-dependent rRNA catabolic process. NCBI's taxonomy places the organism in Eukaryota, Metazoa, Chordata, Mammalia, Rodentia, Cricetidae. Gene Ontology annotation, cellular component: nuclear exosome (RNase complex); cytoplasmic exosome (RNase complex).
GACGUCGAUUUUCCACGCCGGGAAGAAGCUGGCGUGUGGAGUUUUCUCAGUACGACUCUUCCGCUGCGUGGUCCAGCACUAUGAAGGAAACGCCGCUCUCCAACUGCGAGCGCCGCUUCUUGCUCCGCGCCAUUGAGGAAAAGAAGCGGCUGGAUGGCAGACAGACCUAUGAUUACAGGAAUAUCAGGAUCUCAUUCGGAACAGAUUAUGGAUGCUGUAUUGUAGAACUUGGGAAAACAAGAGUUCUUGGACAGGUUUCCUGUGAACUUGUUUCUCCAAAACUCAAUAGGGCAACAGAAGGUAUUCUGUUUUUUAACCUUGAACUUUCUCAAAUGGCUGCUCCAGCUUUUGAGCCUGGCAGGCAGUCAGAUCUCCUGGUGAAGCUGAAUCGACUCUUGGAAAGGUGUCUAAGAAAUUCAAAGUGUAUAGACACUGAAUCUCUCUGUGUUGUUGCUGGUGAAAAGGUUUGGCAGAUACGUGUAGACUUACAUUUAUUAAAUCAUGAUGGAAAUAUUAUUGAUGCUGCCAGUAUUGCGGCAAUCGUGGCCUUGUGUCACUUCCGAAGACCUGAUGUCUCUGUCCAAGGAGAGGAAGUAACGCUGUAUACCCCUGAAGAGCGUGACCCUGUGCCAUUGAGCAUCCACCACAUGCCCAUCUGUAUCAGUUUUGCUUUCUUCCAGCAAGGAACAUAUUUAUUGGUGGACCCUAAUGAGCGAGAAGAACGAGUAAUGGAUGGCUUGCUGGUGAUUGCCAUGAAUAAACAUCGAGAAAUUUGUACUAUUCAGUCUAGUGGUGGGAUAAUGCUGCUCAAAGACCAGGUUUUGAGAUGCAGUAAAAUAGCUGGUGUGAAAGUAGCAGAAAUUACAGAGCUAAUACAGAAAGCUUUGGAAAAUGACCAGAAAGUUAGGAAAGAAGGUGGAAAGUUUGGCUUUGCAGAGUCUAUAGCAAAUCAAAGAAUCACAGCAUUUAAAAUGGAGAAGGCCUCUGUUGAUACCUCCAACAUAGAGGAGAAAGCAGAAGAAAUUAUUGCUGAAGCUGAUCCUCCUCCAGAAGUUGUUUCUAAACCUGUGCUGUGGACUCCUGGAACUGCCCAGAUUGGAGAUGGAAUAGAAAACUCCUGGGGUGACCUUGAAGAUUCUGAGAAGGAAGAGGAGGAAGAAGAUGGCAUUGAUGAAGCUGUUACUCUUGAUGAUACAAAGAUGGACACUGGAGGAGUAUCUGAUACUGGAAAUCAAGGUGCCCCUAUAGUGCUGUCAGAUAGCGAAGAAGAAGAAAUGAUCAUUUUGGAACCAGACAAGGAUCCAAAGAAAAUAAGAGCUCAGACCACCAGUGCAAAAGAAAAGGCACCAAGUAAAAGUCAAGUGAAAAGGAGGAAAAAGAAGAGAACUGCUAAUUAAAGCUAAAAUGAUAUUUUUGUAUAUAUAUAAAACUACUAAAAGGAUAUUUAUUCAGUGCUUUAACAGCCCUGGGUAUUUUUUUAUUUGAAAAUCCAUUAUAAGAGCUGAAUUGUUCAUAAAUUGUUUUGUCUUUUUGUCUUUAACAUUAUGUUUUGAAUAAACUUUCUGUACAACUUUCCUGUUGCACAAAGUCUUCCUAAUCCACGUAUUUGUAAAAGUUGAUAAAUAAGUAGAGCUGAGUGAGUCUGGGGAGUCUCUGCUACACUGAAGAGUCUAGUUUUGCUUAUUUUAUGACCAAGUCGGCAAUUUGGUUCAGUUGCCUAGAAUAUUCAAUGUCAGAAUUUGAAGGUCAGUUUUCCUGAAAUAUUUCAGUUUUAGGAAGCUUUUUCUAUCCCCACUGAACAAUAAACCAAGUUAGCCUUUCUAAGUGACAUUAUCAGUCUUAUUUUUAUCUCAAAUUAACUUUGACUUGCAAAGAUUUCCAAAUCAAUUUAUUCUUAUCCUGACAGUUGGCAGCACCAAAUGUUAACAAACCAAUUAAAAUUAGCCAAAUAUCUAAGAUAGACACAUGUACAAAAGAUAUACAAAUUAAAACCAUUUAAAAAGCAAUGGAUACCAUAAUUUGUCUGUGGCUAUACCAUCUACAUUAUGAAAUGAUUUGUGAAAUUAAAACCCAAGAUAAAAACUGUA